CAGGAGCAAACGGAAAGGCUAUCUUCAUUAUGCCAUGGGACAGCUACGACAGAUGGGCAAGCAAUUCUAUGACACGGAUAUCCACGUGGAGGUGCUGUCGGAGCAGUUGGUCGGGGACUACUCCCAUGUCACCAUGAGGUUGAAUUUUGAUAACUCAGCUUACCGCUACAUUCAGAAGGAGGAUACGGACGAGGAGGAGAUGUUAUCUUUCACCAGUGAUUUCUUCUUUGAGGUUUUUCCCUUUAACAUUGUCUUCAGACAGGAUAUGGUUGUUCACAAUGUGGGAUCUGGGUUGGCGACAGUGUUCCCAGACCUUGACGGCAAGAUGAUAACGGAUACUUUCCUGCUGGCACGGCCUCUGGUCGAGUUCACCUGGAGCAUGAUCAUCUCCCAUCCAAACAAUCUGUUUGAGAUCAUCUCGAAAGAGCCUGUGAAAAGAGAAAGGAACCUACACAACAGAGUUCAGAAUGCUGAUUAUGACAAUGGUCCUCGAGCUGCUGAUGCGAGUGUGCUGCUCAUGGCCUUCCAGUCAAUUGUUGGCGACGACUAUAAAGAUGGGAACAGUUCCAAUACACUGGAGAGCUGUGGGGAUGGCAGCCGCUGCCUCAGGCUGAAGGGGCAGAUGCGAUUCAUGUCAGAGUGGGAAUCGAUCAUCUUCCUCGGAACUCCAGUGUAA
This is a messenger RNA of Chiloscyllium plagiosum (whitespotted bambooshark), 676 nucleotides long. The record is from RefSeq and is a predicted model, not a curated record. Lineage: Eukaryota; Metazoa; Chordata; Chondrichthyes; Orectolobiformes; Hemiscylliidae.